UUGCCUCUUCAUCACCUCUCAACUGAGAGAACACAAACUUUUAUAGGUCUGUAGAUAAUUUUGGUAUUCAAAGUUUUAUAUAUAUUUGGUCUCAUUGGUACAGCCGGCAUUGGUGGAGCCUUUUCCGGCCGGUGAAAAUGGUUGGUCACGGCGGCGGCCCCCGGAGGGGUCGUCUUUUGCCACAAAUGUUAGUGGCAUUGGUUGUAUUGGCUGCUGCGAGUGUGGUCUCCGGCAAUGAUCCUUAUGUUUACUCUUCACCUCCUCCGCCUUACGAGUAUAAGUCUCCUCCCCCUCCGUCACCUUCACCGCCCCCGCCUUAUGAGUAUAAGUCUCCCCCGCCACCAUCUCCUUCACCUCCGCCACCUUACGAGUACAAAUCUCCCCCGCCACCUUCUCCCUCUCCGCCACCGCCGUAUUACUACAAGUCUCCACCACCACCGUCACCUUCACCACCUCCGCCUUAUGAGUAUAAGUCUCCUCCCCCACCUUCCCCAUCUCCACCUCCACCUUACUACUAUAAAUCUCCUCCUCCACCGUCUCCAUCACCUCCACCGCCUUAUUAUUACAAAUCUCCCCCUCCCCCUUCACCCUCUCCCCCACCACCUUAUUACUACAAGUCUCCUCCACCACCCUCUCCUUCUCCUCCUCCACCAUACUACUACCACUCUCCACCACCACCAAAGAAGUCUCCUCCUCCACCAUACUACUACAAUUCUCCACCACCACCUAAGAAGUCUCCUCCUCCUCCAUACUACUACCAUUCUCCACCACCACCAGUGAAAUCUCCUCCUCCUCCGUACUACUACAAUUCUCCACCUCCUCCCAAGAAAUCUCCACCACCACCAUACUACUACCAUUCUCCACCACCACCAGUUAAAUCUCCUCCUCCACCAUACUACUACCACUCUCCACCACCACCAGUCAAAUCUCCUCCUCCCCCAUACUACUACAACUCUCCACCACCACCAGUUAAAUCUCCUCCCCCUCCAUACUACUACAAUUCUCCACCACCACCAAAGAAGUCUCCUCCUCCACCAUACUACUACAAUUCUCCACCACCGCCAAAGAAGUCUCCUCCUCCACCAUACUACUACCAUUCUCCACCACCACCAGUUAAAUCUCCUCCACCACCGUACUACUACCACUCCCCACCACCACCGGUGAAAUCUCCUCCUCCUCCAUACUACUACAACUCUCCACCACCACCAAAGAAGUCACCUCCUCCACCAUACUACUACCACUCUCCCCCACCACCAGUUAAAUCUCCCCCUCCACCAUACUACUACAACUCUCCACCACCGCCGGUUAAAUCUCCUCCUCCACCAUAUUACUACACCUCCCCACCACCACCUACCCAUUACUAUCCUCCCCAUCACCACCUCAUUGUCAAGGUUGUCGGAAAAGUUUACUGCUUCAGGUGCUAUGAUUGGGAAAAGCCAGAGAAAUCCCACGACAAGAAACAUCUCAAAGGUGCUGUUGUUGAGGUAACUUGCCAGGCUGGUGAGAAGAAAAUUAAGGCAUAUGGAACAACCAAAAUUAAUGGCAAAUUUAGUGUGACUGUUGAAGGUUUUGAGUAUGGAAAAUAUGGAGCAAAUGCAUGCAAGGCCAAGCUUCAUGCACCACCAAAGCACUCUAAAUGCAGCAUCCCCACAAAUCUUCAUUGGGGUAUUAAGGGUGCUAAGCUCAAAGUGAAGUCAAAGACCGAAAAUGAAGUUGUUCUUUAUGCGAAACCGUUUGCUUAUGCCCCAAAGACUCCUUAUGAAGAGUGUGAGAAGCCAAAGCCUAAGCCAACCCCUACGCCUUACUACUACAAGUCUCCUCCCCCACCAUCUCCCACUUAUGUUUACAAAUCCCCGCCACCACCUGCUUAUUAUUACAAGUCUCCACCCCCGCCAACACCAACUCAUCCUCACCCACCUUACGUUUACAAGUCACCGCCACCCCCAUCACCAAAACCUCCACCGGUUUACUACUACAAGUCACCGCCACCCCCAUCACCUAAACCUGCACCGGUUUACUACUACAAGUCACCGCCACCCCCAUCACCUAAACCUGCACCGGUUUACUACUACAAGUCACCGCCACCCCCAUCACCUAAACCUGCACCGGUUUACUACUACAAAUCACCCCCACCCCCAUCACCAAAACCUGCACCAGUUUACUACUACAAGUCACCCCCACCUCCAUCACCUAAACCUGCACCGGUUUACUACUAUAAGUCUCCACCACCACCUUCACCCACACCUGCACCACACUAUUAUUACAAGUCUCCUCCACCACCAUCACCAAAACCCCAUCCUCCCUACUAUUAUAAAUCUCCACCACCACCCUCACCAUCUCCCCCACCACCUUACUAUUACAAAUCUCCACCACCACCAUCCCCAUCACCUCCACCACCUUACUACUACAAGUCCCCUCCUCCACCAUCACCAUCACCGCCUCCUCCAUACUACUACAAGUCCCCACCUCCACCAUCACCAUCACCUCCUCCACCCUACUACUACAAGUCUCCACCUCCACCAUCUCCAUCACCACCACCACCUUACUACUACAAGUCUCCACCUCCACCAUCCCCAUCACCUCCCCCACCUUACUACUACAAGUCACCACCUCCACCAUCACCAUCCCCUCCUCCACCCUACUACUACAAAUCUCCACCACCACCAUCCCCAUCACCUCCUCCACCAUACUACUACAAGUCUCCACCUCCACCAUCCCCAUCACCUCCUCCUCCCUACUACUACAAGUCCCCACCACCACCAUCCCCAUCACCUCCUCCACCCUACUAUUACAAGUCCCCACCACCACCAUCUCCAUCACCUCCCCCACCUUACUACUACAAGUCCCCACCUCCACCGUCACCUUCUCCUCCUCCACCCUACUACUACAAGUCUCCACCUCCACCAUCCCCAUCACCUCCACCACCUUACUACUACAAGUCACCACCUCCACCAUCACCUUCACCUCCACCACCCUAUUACUACAAGUCUCCACCUCCACCAUCCCCAUCACCUCCACCACCAUACUACUACAAAUCACCACCUCCACCUUCGCCGUCUCCUCCACCACCUUACUACUACAAGUCCCCUCCUCCACCUUCGCCGUCUCCUCCACCACCUUAUUACUACAAAUCUCCACCACCACCAUCUCCAUCUCCUCCUCCUCCCUACUAUUACCACUCCCCUCCUCCACCAUCACCAUCACCUCCCCCACCAUACCACUACACUUCACCUCCCCCACCGGUGAAGUCUCCUCCUCCACCAUACCACUACACUUCACCUCCACCACCGGUGAAGUCUCCUCCUCCACCUGUGUACAUUUAUGCUUCUCCACCACCACCAACACACUACUAAACAACCAAACCUCAACCACUCUCCAUGAUCAGUCAUAUUUCGGUUUAGUGGCAGCAAUAAGUGGAGGCUUCAAGAGGCGAAGAAUCAAAGAACAAUCAGAUGAGGCAUUUAAUUUAUUCAAUAAUAAGGUCUUGAAUAUUGAACUUCAAAGCUCAUUGCCCUACACAUUGGACCAGUUGGCUUCUUCUUCUCUAGUGGCUUUCUUGCACGUUUUGUUUCUUGUGUCAUCACGUGGGAGUGGUUUGUUGAAUUUCUUAUUUAAUAGCAAUUCCAAAUAAUUAGCAUAAUUUAUUCCUCUCCUGUAUAGGGAUGUGCUUGUUUGAUUCAAUUUGAAUUUGUUAUAAUAUAUGGUCAGAUAUUUCUUUUGUACUCUUUCGUGCUUUGUGCCAUCAAAACUAUACACUACAAUAAUUAUACAUAA
Ipomoea nil (Japanese morning glory) is the source of this 3774-nucleotide messenger RNA. Its product is annotated as extensin-2-like. The record is from RefSeq and is a predicted model, not a curated record. NCBI's taxonomy places the organism in Eukaryota, Viridiplantae, Streptophyta, Magnoliopsida, Solanales, Convolvulaceae. The transcript has 3 exons. The coding region runs from base 138 to 3353 and encodes 1071 amino acids. Gene Ontology annotation, molecular function: structural constituent of cell wall. Gene Ontology annotation, biological process: plant-type cell wall organization.